Messenger RNA from Aspergillus bombycis, 1641 nucleotides. RefSeq names its product putative C6 transcription factor. The transcript is spliced from 2 exons. Gene Ontology annotation, biological process: regulation of DNA-templated transcription; response to xenobiotic stimulus; DNA-templated transcription. Lineage: Eukaryota; Fungi; Ascomycota; Eurotiomycetes; Eurotiales; Aspergillaceae. The record is from RefSeq and is a predicted model, not a curated record. Gene Ontology annotation, molecular function: DNA binding; DNA-binding transcription factor activity, RNA polymerase II-specific; zinc ion binding. Bases 1 to 1641 code for a protein of 546 amino acids.
AUGAGUGAGACGGCGAGAAAACGCUCCAGGAUCGCUUGUGUCUCCUGCCAAUCACGAAAACGUAAAUGCACCGGUGACCAGCCCUGCAGCACAUGUUGUCAAUUUGGUAUCGACUGCCACUACGAUCUGCUGUCCCGCAAGAAAAAGGACGCCAGGUCUUUUAGACCGCAGCAAUCAAUUCCUCCAAUAGUCAGCACUACGUCCCGUAAUGAAUCUAUCCCCAAGAGUCACCGCGAGGGGACUAAAGGCGACUCCCCUGACAUACCUGUUAGCUCCUUGGAAGCCAAUUCAGGAGCAGCAUUUGUACGGAGGCUGGGGCUCAAGAUCGACCCAGCUAAUGCCCCGAGGCUAGAUCUGUUCGCCUGGAACGUGGGCGCUCGUCAUCCGACUCCUUCUCCGAUGCCCCCAUCGUCAAUGCCCAGGGCAGUAAGCGUUGUAGACAUCAUUUCUCUGGAAGAAAUGAAACUGCUCGCCGCCACGUUUUUCGAGAAGGUAGAUCCGUGCUACGGCUUCAUCGACCGGGAACAUCUGUUCCGCCAACUGGGAAGACGAUGGCUCCCCACAUCAUCGGAGUCUGUGUUGCCCUACGGACCGUAUGACGCCGUGCUCUGCGGCGUUGCAGCAUUCGGGUAUCUGUUCUCACGCAGACAGGCACCCCAAGCAGAACUUCAGCUGGCCGAGACCGCCCGCUUAAUCCUUGACCAGCACAUGCUCUCCGAAAAGCCUUCGUCAGUCGACAUUGUCACUGGCUGGGUGCUUCGAGUGGCAUACCUGCGCACCACAGCUGCUCCUGAUGCCGCUUGGAUGGCCAGUUGUUCGCUGAUGCAUCUCAUUGAAGCCACCGGUCUUCAUCUGGAGCCCUCAUCAGACACAGUCCUCGGGCAAUCGGCAGAGACGUGCGAACCAGAAAUCCGGCGGAGGCUAUUUGCCAUGCGCGCCAUCUUAACGGAGAUUUUUAACCUUCUCCCAAUAUCAGAAAGUCUGGACCCAAACAAAGCGCAGGACUCCCUAGACCUAGAGUCAGCGCUGGUGAAUGUUCUAGAGAUCGUUCACCCCCUUGCCUCACAUACCCUGGCCCAAUGCAACCUGAUGCUCUGCAUCUACCGGCGCUUGCGUGGCCUCGACACCGUUAUAUCUGGACCGCUCCUUGACCAAGUACUUGAGCUAGCAAGAAAGGGCCUUCAGGCUUCUCGCAACAUGAUCGCAUCGAUCAGUCCGUGGCAUCAGACCGCCAACGUACCCUUCCAGAUCAUUUGCACAUUACUAGCGAUCGACAGUCGCGCUUCGUUAGCACUGUUAGGCGAUGCAAUGCAGACACUGCGUGAGGUCGCCUUAGCGUACGAUACAGACGUCAUGAGGGAGGCCUACAGUACGGCAUACCUGCUGAUCCUGCUCCACCAGCGACGAAAGGAAGAGGACGCGAGAACCCUUCGAGGUGUUUUGCGUGCCAACUCCGCAGCCUCAGCUCCACAGGCGGAGAUCACGGAACCCACAAUUGAGUCGACUCACUCCCUCGCGGAUUACCCGGGGUUCUCAUGGUUGAGUGAUUUGGUGAUUGAUAUGCCUGGCCUGCAAAACUUUGACCUUGAAAGUUUCCUGGCAACCGACAAUUCAUGGCCGCUGCCGGAGCCAGGGAUGUGA